Messenger RNA from Pipra filicauda (Wire-tailed manakin), 3742 nucleotides. RefSeq names its product ADAM metallopeptidase domain 28 (gene ADAM28). NCBI's taxonomy places the organism in Eukaryota, Metazoa, Chordata, Aves, Passeriformes, Pipridae. Bases 11 to 1840 code for a protein of 609 amino acids. The transcript has 18 exons. Gene Ontology annotation, molecular function: metalloendopeptidase activity. The record is from RefSeq and is a predicted model, not a curated record. Gene Ontology annotation, cellular component: plasma membrane. Gene Ontology annotation, biological process: proteolysis.
CCGGCCCGGCAUGGCUUCCCGGGAGCGCCUCUGCGAGCUCUGGAUGCUUUACUUCGCCAAGAAGGACGUGUCGUACCUGCAGCAGUGGCUGGAGAACUUCGUCAUGAGCUUCGAGAGGGUCAUCACCCUGCCCUCGCUGGAGCCCCGCAGGCCGGAGGAGGCGGUGUCGGAGAUCCCGGUGCUCCCUCGGGAAGUGCUCCAGGUGCUGAUCCAGAGGCUGGGCCAGAGCGUGGCCCUGAUCCCGCGGGAGGAGGGCGGGGGGGCCGGGCUGGGCCAGGCCCUGCUGCUCCUCAAGUUCUUCAGCAUCAUCUGCAGGAACCCGGAGAACAUCCAGGCGGACAAAACUCCGGCGUUCCUGGCCGAGGUGCUGAGGCUGCUGCGGGUCUGCGGGGACAAGGACCACAGCGGGAACGUCAUCGCCGUGGGAGCCACCCUGGCCCACGAGCUGGGGCACAACCUGGGCAUGAGCCACGACACCAGGGCCUGCGCGUGCGGGGACAGCGUCUGCAUCAUGACAGACACCGUCAGCUCCUUCAUUCCCAGGGAAUUCAGCUCCUGCAGCCUCCAGAGCUUUGAGACGUUCCUGUUGAACGACCUGCCCGAGUGCCUGACCGACAUUCCCGACGUGAGCAGCAUCGUCUCCCCCCCGGCCUGCGGGAACGGCUUCGUGGAGAGGGGAGAGGAGUGUGACUGUGGCACUCCGGAGGAGUGCACCAACGACUGCUGUGACCCCGAGACCUGCAAGCUGACCUCGGGCUCUGUCUGUGCCCACGGGGAGUGCUGUGAGAACUGCCAGUUUAAGAAGUCAGGAGCAGUUUGCAGGGCAGUGAAGGACGACUGUGACCUGGCCGAGAUGUGCUCCGGGAACUCUGCCAGCUGCCCCACGGAUCGAUUCCGGGUCAAUGGGCACCCCUGCAGCUUUGGAGAGGGGUAUUGUUACAUGGGCAAGUGCCCCACCAGGGACAGCCAGUGCAAGGCUGCCUUUGGACCACAGGCGACGGACGGUCCCUCCUCCUGUUACCGCCUGAACGAGCGGGGCGCGUACUACGGGUACUGCAGGAAGGAGCAGGGCACCCACCUCCCCUGCAAGGCAAAAGACAGACUGUGUGGGAAGCUGUUCUGCUCCGGAGGGAGGGAGAUGCCCCGGGAGGGGAGCUUGGUGACUGUUAAUUCCUGCAAAGCAAGUUUUCCUAAAAAUGGAGAUGAUGAGGACCUGGGGAUGAUUCUUGAUGGAACCAAGUGCGGGAAUGGGAUGGUGUGCAGCAACGGAGAGUGUGUCUAUACUGAGGAGGUCUUUAGAUCGACCAACUGCUCUGCCAAGUGUUCUGGACACGCUGUGUGUGACCACGAGCUGCAGUGCCAGUGUGAGGAAGGAUGGGGCCCACCCACCUGUGACAGCUCCUCAGCCUUCACCAGCAUUGCCAUCGUGGUUGGGGUGCUGGCUGUCCUGGCUGUCACAGCCACUGCAGCAGUGCUGCUCAUCCGCUUCCGAGUGGCCAAGGAGAGCCACCAGAACAGGAGUGGACCUGGAGCCACCAACCAAGUGUUUGUGGAUCAAGAGGAGAGGUGCAGAGAACCCCCAGGCCUGGCAGUGCCUGCCCAGAAGGUGGAUGGGAAGAAACUCCUGCUCCCUGUGCCUCCACCUCAGGAGAACAAACCCCAGCUCCAGACUCCUGCCUUGAGGCCUAAAGGUCCCCCACCUCCUGUUCCUUCCACCAAACCAGCCUCAUGUCACCCAGAGGAGAAGUUUGCACCAGAGAGGAAACCCCCUCACCUCCCAGUCCCCAAAGGCAAACCUCCAGCACAGGCUUUAAAACCCCCAAUGAAUCCCCGAGUCUGAAGUUUCUGACCCAGGGCUGGAUGGAGAUGUUUUCAGGGACAACUUGCUUGCCCCUCCAUUCCUCCACUUUUGGCAAAGGCAUCCAGGAUCAUCUUCCUCUUCUCCUUCCAACAAGAACAACGGACUGGCAGCUGCUUGGGAAGAAAAGGGUUGGACUCUGAGCAGGGAGGAACAUUUUGGUGAUGACACAGAGCUGCUGCCCAAGAGGAAACGAAGCAGAGUCACUCUUUGCACUGAGGUGUAGACUGGGAGUAAGUUCCCAAAGCUGCUGAACACAUCCCAGCUCCUGGGCCAGCACCCAAGGAGUGGCUGCACCCACACUGCUCCUCUGGGCACAGAGCCCAGGGGGUGAGGGAAUGUGAACUGUUACCUUGGUUUGGCUCCAUUUUGGGAUCUCUGCCAGCCCCUCUCCUUCCUCCACAACGCACCAGACCUUCUUCACACGUCAUCCUAAACUGCACAAGACACUCUUCAUCUGUGCCAAGGAAUCCUCUCAGCCCUCACGUGUCCCUCUCAGCAGCAAAAGCACAGGGAGUUCAAAGCAACAGGGAUUUGGGGAGUAAAUCAGUGCAAAGGAAGAACAAAUUUGAAGAACAAAUUUGCUCCUCCAGGGGUCUGGGAUGGAACCUGCAUUGCAGAAGUGUCAGUUCUGGAGAAAGACAAACCCUCCCUGACCCUUGGGGAGGAGUUGGUGUCCUCGAGGUCUGAACUAGGCAUGACCUGAGUGAGGUGACACACUGGAAACGGGUCUGGAAUGAUCCUUUGGGAUGGGAUUCUCUCAGUAACCCUGUUAAACAAGAUCCCUGUGGUGAGCAGGGAGAGCUGGAGAGACUCAGGAGCUCCAAGUGCUGCUCCAAGUGCUCCAGAGCUCCGGCUGUGCCAGUUCAUGGAGCUCCAGCUGCUCCACUGCCCUGGGACAGGGAAACCCAGCAAAGCAGCCCCACCAAACCCCUCCCUCAGUCCUUUCCCUGCCCCUCAGCUCCACCAACAUCCAAGGAUUCCUCCCUUCCAGGACUCCCCACCCUCCCUUUGGUGCUCCCUGAGCUCCCCCCGGGGAGUUGUUGUGGGGUCACUCCUGGGAACCAGGGGUUGGUUUUGGGGGAUGAGUUUUCCCACUCUGCUUCAUUCCCGAGGGUCCCUCAUCCCCCCCGCCCUGUUGGCAUCACUCUGGGCACGUUGCCCAGCUGGGAUGGCUCUGUUGGCACUGCUGUUAAUGGUGCUGUUGCCACUGGCACUGGGAGCAUCCCUGUGCUCGGCAUCCAGGGUUGGAAGGUCAAGCUCCCAGAAAUGUUUUUUUCAAGAGCAAAAAUUCUACCAGGGGAGAAGAAGAAAAAAAAAAAAAGAGAGAGAGAGAGAAAAUUAAGGAAAAAUAAAAGAGGGAGAAAGGAACUUGCCCUGGAUUCAAAGUACUCAAGAUUUUAUGGAGUUUCCAGCGAGAACUGGGUUUAGGUUUGGAGCAGGAGCAGAGUCAGAACAUGGAUCCAGCUGAUCACACUGUGACUCAGGAAGGUUGUUUCCAGCCCUUGGGCACAGUGGCUUCGCUGGAGAAGCCAAAUUCCCAAAUUUCUGCUGUUUCCAGUGACCCUCCCUGAGCUCUCACACUUCAGCCCCACCCUCUCUGAUCCAGAAUUCCAGAUAAAACUCCGAUUUCUCCUCUUGGGCUGGGCUUUGUCUGAGGUUCCCAACCCCUGCAAAACACGAGUGUGAUGGAAUUCCAGUCUGGUUGGAGGAGGGAGGUGGGAUUUUGGAUUAGGAUAAACGUUACUGGAAGAGCAGAGCUUUCUUCUGCUUUGGAUUAUUGCUGCUUUAUUUGAGUCAGGGAUGGAUUUGAACCCGUAUCUGUGUUUGACUGCGGUGUAAAGACUCAGAACUUAUUUUUUAUGAGCUGUAAUUAAUGUAUAU